GAGACGUGGCUCGAGGCCGCCAUCUUGGCAAGAGGCAAAGCGGUAGCCUCUCCUGACAGGGGGGCAGCAGGUCCAGAGCGGCCGGUGCUCCCCUUCCCCUGACCCCAGCCCCAGUGGAGCGGGAAGCGCGGGUGAACCCCCCCACCGUCCUCACCAUGGUGCUGUUGGCAGCAGCAGUCUGCACGAAAGCAGGAAAGGCUAUUGUUUCCCGACAAUUUGUGGAGAUGACCCGCACUCGAAUUGAGGGCUUGUUAGCAGCUUUUCCAAAGCUCAUGAACACUGGAAAACAACAUACAUUUGUUGAAACAGAGAGUGUAAGGUAUGUCUACCAGCCUAUGGAGAAGCUGUACAUGGUGCUGAUCACUACCAAAAAUAGUAACAUCUUAGAAGAUCUGGAGACCCUGAGGCUUUUCUCAAGAGUGAUCCCUGAGUAUUGCCGAGCCUUAGAGGAGAAUGAGAUAUCAGAGCACUGUUUUGAUUUAAUUUUUGCUUUUGAUGAAAUUGUUGCCCUGGGAUACCGGGAGAAUGUGAACCUGGCACAGAUCAGAACCUUCACGGAAAUGGAUUCUCAUGAGGAGAAGGUGUUCAGAGCAGUUAGAGAGACUCAAGAACGUGAAGCCAAGGCUGAGAUGCGACGUAAAGCGAAGGAAUUACAACAGGCCCGAAGAGAUGCAGAGAGACAGGGCAAAAAAGCCCCAGGAUUUGGAGGAUUUGGAAGCUCUGCAGUAUCUGGAGGCGGCACAGCUGCCAUGAUCACAGAGACCAUCAUCGAAACCGAUAAACCAAAAGUGGCACCUGCACCAGCCAGGCCUUCAGGCCCCAGCAAGGCUUUGAAACUUGGAGCCAAAGGGAAGGAAGUAGAUAAUUUUGUGGACAAAUUGAAAUCUGAAGGUGAAACUAUCAUGUCCUCAAAUAUGGGCAAGCGUACUUCCGAAGUAACCAAAGUGCAUGCUCCACCUAUUAAUAUGGAAAGUGUGCACAUGAAGAUUGAGGAAAAGAUCACACUGACUUGUGGACGGGAUGGAGGAUUGCAGAAUAUGGAAUUGCAUGGCAUGAUCAUGCUUAGGAUCUCAGAUGAUAAAUUUGGCCGAAUUCGUCUUCAUGUGGAAAAUGAAGAUAAGAAAGGGGUGCAGCUACAGACCCAUCCAAAUGUGGAUAAAAAACUUUUCACUGCAGAAUCUCUCAUUGGCCUGAAGAAUCCAGAGAAGUCAUUUCCAGUGAACAGUGACGUAGGGGUGCUAAAGUGGAGACUACAAACCACAGAAGAGUCUUUUAUUCCACUGACAAUUAAUUGCUGGCCCUCAGAGAGUGGAAAUGGCUGUGAUGUCAACAUAGAAUACGAGCUACAAGAGGAAAAUUUAGAACUGAAUGAUGUGAUUAUCACCAUCCCGCUCCCAUCUGGCGUGGGUGCACCGGUGAUUGGGGAGAUUGAUGGCGAGUAUCGACAUGACAGCCGACGAAAUACCUUGGAGUGGUGCCUGCCAGUGAUUGAUGCCAAAAAUAAGAGUGGCAGCCUCGAGUUCAGCAUUGCUGGGCAGCCCAACGACUUCUUCCCUGUUCAAGUCUCCUUCGUCUCCAAAAGAAACUACUGUAACAUACAGGUUACCAAAGUGACCCAGGUAGAUGGAAACAGUCCUGUACGGUUUUCCACAGAGACCACUUUCCUAGUGGAUAAGUAUGAAAUCCUGUAAUACCAAGAAGAGGGAACCAGAAAGGAAAUUUUUCAAAUUAAUAAAGAAGAAGCCAACAGUGGCUGAAGAGUUUUUUCCAAAUCUACAAGCCAUUGGAGACCGAUUUUUUCUGGUACAAUGCACGAUUCUCUGCGCGCAAGGACCCUCAACUCACCCUCAGUGUUCAAGUGUCACAGAGACAUCAUUUGGCAAAGAAAGACACAAACACAAAGGGAAAGGCUGCUGAUUUCUUUGGCAGAUUUUACUGGCCAGCGGGAAAGCACGCUCUCCAGAGAAUGCCCCCCAGUUAAACAGCUUCUCUGCCUUUGCCUCAUUGUUGCUCCUUUGUUUUAAUCCCUAAAUAUGGUUACAUUUCAUACUUCGUUUUUUAAAAGUUUUCUGUGGAAAUUUUCUUUUUUCUUUUCUCUUUUUCUCUGCAAAUUUCAGUCAUUUGUACUCCUUUCCUUUACCUUUAGUUUUUCUCUUUCUGUACCUUCAGUCAGGUGCCGGGAUCUUCAGUAUAUAGGCAUUGUAUCUGUUCGAACAGGCACUCCUGGGAACUGGUUGAUGUAAUCCAUCCUUGAUCUUUGGACUAUACAGAUGAACUGCUUAAGGGGUAUGAGGUCUAGAAGUUAACAGAUAAGGAUGUACUUUGUCCUUUUCCUGUGUCCCCUCAUCCCUCCAUUCCUUUGCAUGUUGUUUUCCUUCAGUUGUGCCCCUCCGGUUUCAAACAGUACUGUGAAUCCCACUUGUGCCAGUAGUAAAGACCACUGAGAAGCAGCUUUCAGACGGCACAGCCCCCACUUGCAAGAUGCCUGAGAGGCGAAUGGUUAUGUCCAGCGAGGGCUCUCACAUCCACAGGUAAUCCUGUCUGCUGCUGGUGCUACCCAGGCUUCUCGUUCCCUGCACUUCGGGUACUUCAGCCAAAGCAUGAGAGCUCAUGGUCGUUGUGGUCCAUUCACAUGUCCUUGAAUUCAGCACCUCCUUCUUCCUGGCUCUUCUCUGUGUUCUCAGUCCUUUCCUGUCUUUCCUGUCUCUGAAGUCCUUCCUUUUUGUCCCUUGAGCCCUUUUUGUCUAGUGUCCUCAUGCCCCCUCUCAUCCACUGCUUGUGCAAUGGAGGAGGCUACAUCAGCCAGCCCAGCGUUGGCCUUCUAACUCAGUGUUGCACUUGGUAGGGUUGUGGGGCUGCUGCUGCUAGGCCGCAGCCACGGGGAGGUGGGGGGGAGAGGCAGAUGUCGACGUGACCUGCUGCACUUCCAGCUGGCUCAAGAAGACCACUCCCCCUUGGGACAACAUCAGGCCUCCCCUGCAAAGAGUGUACUGUCCUCGAGGCAAAGCAGUCACACACAGAUGGCCAUGGAUGGAAUUGUUUGCCAAAGAAAUUUCUGGCCUUUCCCUUUCCCUUAACUGUGUCAGGGAAGAAUCCUUAUCUCUGGCUUGGGUUCCACAUGAGGUUUUUUUGAGGAAGGGGACUGGGACAAGAAAUCUGUCAUGUAGUUAAGUAGGCAAGAAAUCUUAUUAAUCCAGUUUUGUUUGAAAGUUGCUUGUCCAUAUGAUUUUUUUAAAGUUGUUUAGGUUCACAACUUUUUUUUUUCUGAAAUUACUUUUGGGGUAAUAUUUAAAAUGAGAGACGUUUUGUAACCCUGUAAAAUACAUAGGGAAUAUAACAUUCCAGUGUACACAAAGAAGGAAAAUUCUUUAAUCAAAUAAAGAGUAUUAUAAAAUGAA
This is a messenger RNA of Ailuropoda melanoleuca (giant panda), 3398 nucleotides long. RefSeq names its product archain 1 coat protein complex I subunit delta (gene ARCN1). The transcript has 10 exons. Bases 156 to 1691 code for a protein of 511 amino acids. Gene Ontology annotation, cellular component: COPI vesicle coat. Lineage: Eukaryota; Metazoa; Chordata; Mammalia; Carnivora; Ursidae. The record is from RefSeq and is a predicted model, not a curated record. Gene Ontology annotation, biological process: endoplasmic reticulum to Golgi vesicle-mediated transport; retrograde vesicle-mediated transport, Golgi to endoplasmic reticulum; Golgi localization.